AAGAAAAAAAAAAAAAACAAAACGCUUUGGUCAACAUCCGAAAAACACAAGCCUGAAAAACCAUAAUUCUUCUCAGAUGUAUCAGCGACGCUGCGGAAUGCAGUAAUCUGUUGUGUUUGGUGGAAACAGACAACGGUGCCUCGGAGACACUUAAUCCUUUCCCAAACGUUCCUCGGUUCAAGUUUUAAGUUACAACAAAAUCUCGUUUCCCCGGUGGAACAUUUUUUUUAUUAGUGUACGGUUGAGAGUUAAGCAGCAGUCCACAUAGUUCGCAGUACGAUGAAAUCUCAAGGUCCUCCUCGCUCUUAUUACUCGUGUUGUUUUUUAAUUAGAUCAAUAUUGUCUACAAAAUUAUCUGGCAGUUGUACCUAGAGAUGAGCAUGUUGAAACAUAGUGUACUUGGUCCAAGAUUGUUUGCUCUUCCCGUGUAGGUCUUUGUUUCGCAUUUUCCCGAAGUAGCUUUCUUCAGCUCUUGGUACACCCAAAAAUUAAGGGUUCGAAUACUUACCUGUUUUAAGGUGACCAAAACAAAAUACAUUAUACAUAAUAAAAGUGUAAAGAUGUCAUCUAUGAUGUUUAAUGAUGCCCGUCGUGUCAUCUAAACCCGUCGACUCUUCAAAGAACACCUCAUGGACAAAGAUGACAUCACAGUUCCGGUUCCAAAAUAGUCAGUGGACUAAGUUCUGUAACACCAGAAAAUCACGUCAAACGCAAUCAACCGGUUGUCCUUAAGACAGAUCCAGGUCUUGUUUUUGGUAUCGUUCUUAAGUGUUUUCCAAGAUGGCCGGGAAAGGGAAGGGCAAAGGUAAAGGCAAGGCGGUGGAAGUGAACGACAACAUGCCCCUGACCGAGAUGUCGGAGGAGCAACUGACCGAACGCGUCGCUAAGAUUACGGAGGAGCUGGGGCGGAUCCAGGAGGAGAAGAAAAACUUCCAGCUCAUGAGGGACCAGGUCAAAGCCUUCUGGGAGAUCUCGAAGCAGAAACUGCAGGACGUGAAGGACAAGCUGCGCGAGGGUAGCAUCGUCCGCGACGAGGCCAAGAUGCGCCACCGGAUGAAGGUGGCCAAGUACCAGCAGAAAGUCCGGCACUUGGAGUCAGAGUGCCAUACCAACAUUUCACAACUGAAGCUAGACGGGGCAAGUUUCUCCACCAUCAAUGACAACAAACGCUUCGAGAUGGAGCAAGGGGCACUGAAUGAAAUCCGGAGUCUGCAAGUGGACCUUAGUGAGAAAGAGCUCUACAGCCAAAACCAUAUCGAGCAGCUUAAGUUCGAGCAGGCGUCUAAGCUGGUGGACAUCAAUGUGCCGCACGACUGGCGGACGGUGGAGCUGGAGGCCAAACACAACGCCAAGAUCCUCCCGAUGAUUGAGGCGUCCGAGAAGAAGCUGGAGGCCGAGAUCAACAUCCUGGACACGCAAAUGCAAAUCCGUCUGGAGUCCCUGAAGAAAGAGCACGACGGCGCCUUUCGCCACGCAUUAAAGCAAAGCUGGGAGUUCUACCAGGCCCACAUGGAGGAGAUCUCGCUCCUGGAGAAGCAGCUCACCACGCUCAUGUGCCAGGGCGUGGUGCGCCAGCUGUCGUCCAUCCAGAAGCAGCCGUCGUGCCCGCAGGAGAACCUACAGCAGGACAAGAAAAAGCUGCAGGAGCUCCACAGGCAGUUGGAGAAACACAAUGAAGACAAGGCCCAGAGAGAGGCUAGUGACGCUCGACUCAGGGACCUGGAGGAGGAGCUGGAGGAGCUCUCCAUCAGGCACGGCACCCUCGUGCAGGACCUGGAGGGCAAGGAGCAGGAGCACCAGGAUCUGUUCAGGAACCAAGCGGCAGGUCUUCUGGAUGCCCAGCACCGCAAUGGACUGCGGACACGGCAGUUGGAACUCAAGCUGCAAGCUGCCGCCGAAACACUGAAGAAGCUGGAGAGGAGCCUCAGCACCGCGGGAGACUGACUCCGGAGACCGCGUUCACUGGCACACCGGGAGGUCUGGACUCCUCCCUGACGGACCUGGAACUGGAGACGCAUGGAUGGGGGGCGUUGGAGCUCAUAUGUGGAGUUUACGGACACAAGCAACACAGCUCGGAACUUGAGUCAUCUUGGAGCGUAGACCUGGAGCACGCCUCAGGACAGACCAAAUCUAUAAUCUCUUUAGUACAAAUGCUUCAAGACCGCAGUUUAGUGGAUUUUUCAGGUGUCCGUACUGUACCGUAUUUAGUUUUUUCCCCCGCUAUUUGCAAUUUCAGAAUCGGCCUUAUUACUUUUUCCAACCUCCACGGAUGACGAAACCUUACAAAAAGAUGGAAAUAGAGAGCGGUGAAGUGAGCCGUUGUUGAGAGCUCGGUUGAUUGAGAUCUCGGGGACUUACGAGGCGGGGGGAAAAAAGGAUCGCGAACGAGGGAACGUUAAGAACAAUGAUGCAAUAGAUUCAAAGUGGAAAGUUGUAUUCGCCGCAAUUAUUUCAUGUCGUUGGCGCCGAGAACGAUUAGCGACGAGUAAUACUCGAGUUGAAUCAGUACUUGUACUUGUAUUUCUAUUUAUGUACCCGGUUGAAGUACUUUAACCACCGUUGCCCCGCCAUAAAAUUGUCAAGGCAAAUAUCAUCAGAUUGCACGGCGUUGCAUCAGAUGUGGAAUUUCACACUUCAGUGAGUUCUGCGCCUGCGCUACCUGGACGCCCUCCGCCGGGUCCGUUUCGUGAAAAGCCGUGACGCAACAGUCAGGACGGAAUUUACUUUCACACAGAACCCAACGAGGACCGGAUAGUACUUCCUGUAAUUGAAUAGUUAACGUGGGAAGUAGCAUUCUUUGGGCUAGCGGAAAAAAAGUUCUGCUGUUGUGUCUUCUUUACCAGCCAGUCUGGCACCCAAAAUUUUUCAAGGUUGGUAAAAAAAAAACAAAACCCUGCGACUUCCUCGCGAGAUAAGUUUACAACGUUUAUCCUGAAAACACAUCGCCCCCGGAAUCCGCGCACGGGUCACAAUGCCCGAAGACGGCUCAAGCUAAUCUACUUCCCGCUGAUUGUUGGAGCCGCCGGCAUGGUCGCGGUUGAUAAAACGGAGUGGAGUCAACACUAGCGUGCCGGUCCCAAAAAAAAAAAAAAAGUGGCACGGUAUUGUGAUUAGGUGGUGGGAAACGGGGAACUGGUUCCAGGAACAACAAGAGUUGUUUCAAAAGUCCGGAUAUAGAGUUUUUAUUUAUUCGUCGCACGGUGGCUCAGAUCUUUUUCACCCCGACAAAAUCCGUCUUUAUUCCUGUGGAGAUGAUGAUGCCAGUUGGGUUAUUUCUAAAACCGCAUUAUUUGGCAGAAUUGAGCUCGGUGGACUUUCCAGAAUCCAGACCUGUAUUCUUUUUCGAAAUACUUGUGUAAUUAACUCCGAAAACUGCUGCCGUGUAGCGCUCGUCCCUCAAGUCCGAGCUCCGUGAUCAAAGAGAAAAAUUGGCCCAGUUAUGGCUCGUUUUUGACUUGUACAGUAUGAGAAGGCGCCACUGUAUACCAAAUCAAUAUUCUGCAUUGAUUUCAGUGGAAAUGUCAUGAAUCCGUUUCAGCCCCUGAAGAAAUCACAACCGUUUGUGUGUUUAAUAAGGAAAAAUAGCACUAUAUUGUCUCAAAACAAUAAAAUCGCAUGUAAACUAAUUACUGUAUGUACUGCAGCAUUUGUGUUGGAUGUUUGUUCCGUUCAAUAAACAACGGGCAGGGCAUUGACUCCUGUGGUUCUCCUUGCCCACAUGCAUUGGCAUCGCAGUAACCUGCCGGUAAUUUAUUUUUGGGUAGCGGUGGAUCUGAAGC
Syngnathoides biaculeatus (alligator pipefish) is the source of this 3779-nucleotide messenger RNA. RefSeq names its product dynein regulatory complex subunit 4-like. Gene Ontology annotation, cellular component: Golgi apparatus; microtubule; motile cilium. Gene Ontology annotation, biological process: flagellated sperm motility. The transcript has a single exon. The record is from RefSeq and is a predicted model, not a curated record. The coding region runs from base 781 to 1944 and encodes 387 amino acids. Gene Ontology annotation, molecular function: microtubule binding; small GTPase binding. Lineage: Eukaryota; Metazoa; Chordata; Actinopteri; Syngnathiformes; Syngnathidae.